ACGCUCUCCCUCCCCUCCGCCUCCUCCCCGAUCUCCUGCCGCAGCAACUGCUUUUCCUUCUCCGACCCAUGCCCCACCGCUGCCUCCCCGGCCACCGCGGCCGCCUCCGUCUGCUGCUGCAUCCUCGACUUCGAUCCCGCCGCUCUGGGCCGCGUGAUCCGUGUCCUUGCGUGGAACUACCUACCCUCACUGCGCCUCCACGCCGAGCCGGGCGUACUCGAAGUGGUCCGCUGGCACCUCGAGGAGUCCGCUCCUCCCGUGAAAUAUAGCUUCCUGGCGACGGUCCCCUUCCGUUUCCCGGAUCAAGAGCCCGACUUGGCUACCCGCGGCUGCGCAUUUGGUUUGGUCAGGUCCGUCAGCAUUGUGUUCAGUAUGCCGCUUGCCAAGGCUGAUGCAGGAAGCAGAAAUUCAGUUGGGUUUCUGGCGGAGAUUUUGUGUUGUGGGUGUCGCCGCUGCUGCAGGGCGACACCGCCGGAAGAUGCCCAGACUCACAUGUUUGAGACGAUGAAAUUUGUCUACUUUGUGGAUGCGUCUAGCAUGUGGCGGCCGGUUCUAGUGUGGCUUGUGGGGAGGCUGGUGUACAUUUCUGGGUUAAGUAAAAAAAUGGUUUCUGUUGGGGACAAAGCCUCACACACAAUUUUGGUGUCAUCUGCGAAGACAACCAUGGCAUGGUGCCCAUCCUACAGGGGCAGUCUGCCAUUGGAUAACUUACCUGAAAAGUGCGGUGGAGAGUAUGCUGGGGUUAUCACUGGAAUUUAUUCACAGGGUCUGGUGGUUGAGCUGGAUGACACUGCAUGGCUGCUGAUUGAUGAUCAGAAGCUUCUGCCACCACAUUCCCUUCGAGUUGGUGCCAUUGUCUCUGUAAAGAACUUUCGAGCAGUGUGUCUGAACUUUGCUUGGACACGGGUUGUUCUGCUUGCAACUUGCAGUAAAACCUGCAUUACUGUAAACUGUUUUUCCUUGGUGGAUUCCAAAAUUCAUUUGAAGACAGAUAACAAGGGCCUCUUAGGAACGUUUGUUGACUCAUUGGAGAUGCCUGCUCGAUUUUGGAUGUUACUUCUGAUAUCAUGCUUUAAACAGAAGUUUACUAAAUUAUUUUCUGAUAAAGAGAUUUUGGGUUCACAAAAUAAGCAAGGGUUGGUUCAUGCUUAUGCUACUAAAAUUCUCACGUCAAAGUGCCAACCUCAGGAAAGUUUAAUAAUAAAAUUCUGCAGACAUAACUGUAGUAGCUUAAGCCUUGGAUCUAAACUGGAGGCUUGCAAAUUGGUACUGGUCGUACCAUUCUCUAAUUUAGUCUGCAAGUGUGAAUCAUUGUGGAUAUUAUCGAUGCUUAAAUUAUGGAACGGUUCUGAAAAAGUGGGCAAGAGCCAGGGUUUCUUAUGCGAUGGGGUUUCCUAUACCAGCAGUACCAAAAGAAUAAUUUCGAGUGAAGAUCUGGAUUUUAUAUUAGUGGGAAGCAUCAAGACUUCUCCGCUGUCAGGGAGACUGCAGUUGGUUGAUUCCACUGGAUGUAUAGAUGUUUUUAUACCUGAUCUCCCGCCUAAUGAGAGCUUGCAUGACAUAUAUGAGAUUGUCAAUUACAAACUAGCUCUUGAAGGCCCGAUGGCUUACAUAGAUCAUUAUGAUGUUGCUGAUGCCCUAUCCUGUAAAGCUGUGUUUCAGAAGCUUCCUUACAAAAAAAGAUUGCAUCACCUCAAUAUUUAUGUUAUAGUUCAAUGGAGGCAAUUAAUUCAUAUUGGCCCUUCCUCGUGUAUUCCUUCUUAUAUUAAUUAUAGGAUCAGGUUGUUUCACUUGCUGAAGUUGUCCCACAUAUUUCCUGUGAAUAGCAACAUUCAAUGUUCAAACAUGCCAGGGUCUAGCCUGUAUGCUGAAGCUGUAAUACUUCCAUAUGUUUUGAAGUUUAUUGGGCAAGGCGAAUUUCUUGAGCAUGCUGAGGGCUUUAUAAUGUCACACUCUACUUUACUAGGUAAUUCUGAAGCCUCUGUGGCAAAAUCAUGCAAUAUUCCAUGUUCGCUAAGCUUUGGCAGCACCAACCUUUGUGGUACUCUGGUGUCUACCUAUGCCUCUGGAUCAGAAGGUACUGUUCUAAAUGAACCUAUUGUACUAAGAAAAGAAUACUCAAGGAUCUUGUUGGAGUUCGAGGCAGGAAUUUUUAAGAAAUAUCAGUUACCGCGAAUCAAUGGUUCCUAUAUUCUCCAAUGUCCCAGUCGAAGUUUUACUUGCACCAUGGGAAACUGUGGAUGUUUGCAAGGUGGUAAAGUCUCGAUUGAUGCUCAAGAUAGACUUUGGAGCUUCGCCAUUACCAUUGGUGGUAAUAUAAACAUCAAGGGGUCAAUUGGGGAUCAAUCUAUUGGAGUUACUUCAAUGAAGAUGGAUGAGAUAUUUUCCAGAAAUAUGGUCGAUGAUGAGCUAAGAUUAGUUCAGCCUUGGAAUGACUUCUACCGUAAUUCUUAUUUUCAUUUGGAUUUUUCUUAUGAGGCAAUAAGCAAAAAGAUGGAAGAUUAUAACACCGUAUGUCAUGUAUUGAAUGGGCUGUGUGUUUCCUCCAGUGAAGUUUUAAGUGUGUCAUCAUGUGUUGAUAUUAUGAUGCCUAAAGAUGCUUCUGUGUCCGCUGACUUCAAAACUAAAGAAGUGGUUCAUGGAGAUUUAUUAAUAUCAGUACAGGGAAAAGUAGAAAAUAUACAUUCACUUGUCUGUAAGUGGGAAAGAUGCAUUCCUGGUAAUGAGAAGUACAGUCUAUGUAUCCAUAUUGCUGAUAAUAAUCAUGCGGUAUAUAUCCGUGGAUACUCAAACAAACAUUUUACUGUUGGCAUUGGACCAGGGGCAACAGUGACAUUCCACCGCAUCCGUUUCAAACAGCAUGGAUUAUUCUUAACCUCUGAGACAUACAUUGAGGUUAGCUCCAUCAGCCAUGCUAACUUGACUGAACAAAGUGUUAUUUCAUCACCAAAGUCUAAUUUGUCAAAAGAUGGUUCAUUUUGCACAGCUUCACCGUGCUUGUUCUUUCAUCAGAAGUAUUUUACAGACAGUAGACCCAUGCAAUUUCACUGCAGGGUAGCAACUAUCCUUGUGCUGGUAUUGAACAAAUCGACUAAUCAGGGUGAAACUCCAAAUGUAAAAGUUCGGCUAGCUGGUUUUAUUCUGGAUGAUGGAUCAUCCCUGUGCUGUGGCUGGGCUGAUGAUGCUAGGGCAGAAUUAUUGCUUAGGCUGCAGGAAAUUGUGCAUCUGGAUGCUUCUGUUAAUUUAAAGCUUUCAAAAGGAGGAGAGAAUAGCACAAAAUUAAAAUAUACUAUUGGAUGCUGUCUUGAAAAAAUGUUGAAGCAGCACACAAGUGUUACCGUAAAGAACUGUGGAAUUCCUCCUGAUUUCUAUUGCCGAGAUUUGGAUGCAUCUUCUGUUUCGGACAAAGCCUUAAGUCGCUUGGAAGACAAACUUCUGAAAUUUAUUGUCCUUAAUGCUUGUUGCAAGGGAUCUCUGGUGAGCUUAUCUAUACAUUGGUUGUCAAAGCAUGUUUGACUUGACCUGCGGGGGGUAAGACAGCCCCCGGGCAUUGUAUUAAGAAGAAGACCUUCUCACACAGGUCAAGAAAACCCCCGAACCCCUGCCCCACCCAUACACAGCGGCAUCGAAGCCCAUGUGAGAACGACCACGACUGGGGCUGAGCCUUAGACCUGUGCUUUGGCGUGGGACAAACGAGGGGAUUUUUUUAACCACAGCCUGAAAAUUCGCUCCCACGGGGAGUCGAACCCAGGACCUGAGGAGUGCUACUCAGACCACCUAACCAACUCAGCUAGAGGCCCUUUCGCUCAAAGCAUGUUUGAGUUUGGAUCGAUUAUCUAGCACGUAUACCAUUGGAGCUAAUGAACUAUUUUUUGUAUUAUACCAUAAGGUUAAUAUUAGAUAUAAAAACUUGACAUUAUUCUAACAAUCUUGAAUUGUUCCGUAACAAAAUAUUUACUAUUUGUGUCAUUAGUCAGGUGAUUUGUAGUCCAUUUCUACAGUGAUUUGCUUUGUCCCAUGAGAUAUACACCUGAUUUUCCUUUUCUUUGUGUGUUUUCUAGUUUCAUAAUGACUAAAAAAAAAUUGCUGCAUUGGUUGGUCAGGCAUUAUGCUUAUCAGUAAUAUACUUGAAAUUUCUUAAUUGUAUGCUAUUUGGUGAACACAUUUUUGCAGAAUGUUAUGGCAUCAGCUCUGAGCCCAGAUGAUAUAAAUGGGUUCAAUGUGGAGCUCCCUGUUCCAGUGCAGAACAUGCGGAUGCUUUGGAUAGAAGAAGUUUUCCCAGUAGAUCCCUUGGAAGAAGCUCGCAGACUACAUGAUAUUUUGGAAAACAGCUAGUGUUCACACAUUCUGGAUAGUUAGUAUGCAGCAUAAAAAAAAGAGGAUGGAUUGUCCAGAACUCCAGAUCGUACUGCCACUUCGCUGAGAUUUUCGCAAAGGAAAACUUGUUUCACACUCAGUAUCCAGAAAAGGAUGGUUUGUCCAGAUAGGGCCGCCACCUUGAAGUUGAUCCCAGAUUGGUCCUCCACAUUUUCCAAAGAGAUGUACUCACGGCGAACGAGCGAUAUAUCCUUUUGAUGCUGAUACUGAUCUCUGACGUAUGAAGAAGGGACAUAAAUUUGGCUGUUCGAUCUCUUUUGCUGAACGAGCGGGCCUUUUGUAUCCAAUGUCCCAAGCUCCCCAAAGCAACGCAAUGUGUAUAUUCUACUUGCAUUAUUAUGUCCCAACGUUAAUUUUGGCUUAUAUCAUGCUUCCUCUUUCGUAUCCU
Messenger RNA from Zea mays, 4765 nucleotides. RefSeq lists its product as uncharacterized. Bases 373 to 3516 code for a protein of 1047 amino acids. The transcript is spliced from 15 exons. Gene Ontology annotation, biological process: telomere maintenance via telomere lengthening; positive regulation of DNA replication. Gene Ontology annotation, cellular component: CST complex. Gene Ontology annotation, molecular function: telomeric repeat DNA binding; single-stranded DNA binding. The record is from RefSeq and is marked validated. Lineage: Eukaryota; Viridiplantae; Streptophyta; Magnoliopsida; Poales; Poaceae.